Orbicella faveolata is the source of this 2141-nucleotide messenger RNA. RefSeq names its product proline-rich protein PRCC-like. Gene Ontology annotation, cellular component: nucleus. The record is from RefSeq and is a predicted model, not a curated record. NCBI's taxonomy places the organism in Eukaryota, Metazoa, Cnidaria, Anthozoa, Scleractinia, Merulinidae.
AACAAACAUGGCGGCGAUGCUGACAGCAAGAGCGCUCAAAAACGCUGAAAGGAUUUCUCCGAUUGCAUGGCUCAAGCAUUGAAAAAGAUAAAAAACUAUAUCAAGGAAGUUUAAAAGAAGUAUUCUUUUUGCCCCUUCCGACUGCUGAAAACUCGAGGCGUUUGUAGAAUUGGCAAGAUGUCACUUGUUGCAUACGGUAGCAGUGACGAGGAAAGUGAUGAAGACGUCCAAAAUCAUCAAGAUGAUAUCAAAAAGCCUCUGUUGACUACAGAAGGAAAAGUUCCAGUUGAAGCCAAGGGUUUGGUUCUGCCAUCGCCGAAGCAAACGAGUAAAUUGUCGUGUUCAUCUGAUCGAAAAAGCGCUUUGUCCUCAAUUCUUCCAAAACCCAAAAAUGUGAGCAACAUCGAGAAAGAAAAUAGGAGUGGACAAACCAUCCCUGGUAAUAAAACGACCCCUGAUGGCUUAGAAGCAAUGCUUGAGGAUGAAGAAAUUCUGGAAAUAGAAGAAGAGUACGAGCCUAUUGCGAAGAGAGCAAAGAAGGUUACAAAGAGUGAAGCUGAUAAUAAACCCAAGUCUGUGGGCAGCUUAUUUUCACUUCUACCAACCCCUUGGCAAGCUGAAAACACUUGGCAGAAAAAUUUGGAAAGUAAAGUAUCCACAGCAUGGGACAGAAAAUCAAAGCAGCCAAUCAAAAUAGCCAUCCCUACUGCCCCUAAGACUGAUUCUGAUGAAGAAGAUGAUAUGCCAGCAGCAAAGACACUUGCACCAUCGAAGGGAGGAUCAGGUCUCAAAGCCCUUCUUCCCAAACCAAAGCACAGCAUCACACUGAAAUCGGACAACCCAAACAAACCUUCAGUCAAACUGGCAAGCAGGCCAUUGAUUCCACACACGUUGACAAAAAAGCCAACCACUGUAGAGAAAAAACCUCAUAAAACAUCAAAACCCAAGCAGGUUGAAGAAGCUACAAGUGAUGAUGAAGAUGAACCUGUCAGCUUUUUUACAUUUAAUGACAAAUCUGAGAGUGCCAUUGAUGAAAAAGACAAUGCUUCCCAAAGUCAUAUUUCUGAGUCAAACAGAAGUUUCAUAGCUCCAUUGGUAGAAAGUAAACAUCCUUCGGUAGCAUCCUCUUCACAUGGCGAGAUGUCACCAAGUACAAGCACUUCCCAUAGUAGUGGCAAGCAUGUGACUGUAACACCAUCCCCAGAAAUAGUUGAACCUAUUACCCAGGCUGGUGUUGGAAGUGGGGAGAAUCCAAGCCGACAGGAAUUAGAAACUAGGACAUACUACUAUGAACAACAAAGUGGGCAGAACCAGCAGUAUGGAGGAUAUUCCAAUGAAAAUUAUGCAAGUUAUAGCUAUGAUGCUGGCAGCUCUUUUGUCAAUCAACCUUAUUACAGCCAAGAGACUGAAACUUACACCUACACCUACCCUACAGGGGCAUCAGCAGUGGCACAAGCUCAAGGACAACAGGAGGAAACAGACCUUGAUUUAGAGAAGUUACAUAAACUCCAGGGAAGAAGGAAUCGUCGCGAGGAGAUUAACAUUGUUGAUGUUAAUGCUGCUGACCAGGUCGGAGACUCAGCGGCGAUGUUGGCUAAAUAUGGAACAGAAGAAAUUGCAUACGCACCUUCAAGGAAAAAGAAAGACAUGCCAACCAAUCAGCAAAGAAGAAAGCAUCAGAUCACUUAUUUGGCUUUUCAGGCUAAAGAACGGGAGCUGGAACUUCGUCAACAGUGGUCAGCCAACCGGCAGACUCGCAGACAGACUCAGUCAAAGUAUGGGUUUUAAGGAGAAAUACGUGCACAAUGCGCAUGUGUGCAGUGUAUAGACAGUGAUGCUUGAUCUCAUGUAGAUGUGCCUGUGUUUUUGGUGACCCGUUAGGGAGAUGUAGCCUCUCAGAAUGCAAAGUUACAUGUAUGAAUUAAAUGUCUCUUCAUUUACUCGUGACGUUGUAAAUCCGCACAUUGGGGUACAAACACCUAUUGGGGGUAAAAAAAGAAACCUACUCUAGUGCCCUUAGGGCUGUAAUGAAAUCUGCAAAUUAUGUUAAAAUUCGUUAACGAGAUAGUAUGGAAUUGUACGAGUCGCUCUGUAAGAUACUCGUUCACGAAUUGCAAUAAAAAGAACAGACUUAAAUGGUA